GCCCCAACAGCUUUCCUACCACCAAUUGUCUUUGCCCACCCCUUGCUCUGCCAUCUACUCUCUCUCUUCAUAACCUUUGCUAAUCUCAAGCCAUCACUUGUUUUUAUUUUUUAAGAGGGUUUGUUUUUGUACCGUCAUUUGUUUAUUGAGAAAAUCACCACGGCAAGCUCCAUCUCUCUGCUUAGAAAAGGAACUGUUUUCGCAAGCAAAAGAUAAUCUUUCUGCUGUAAAUGUAUUUUUAGCUAAUGUAUUUUUAGCUCUGCACAGCCUAACUCUCUCUCUCUGCAGCCAAGGUAUGAAAUGGGAUUUCGUGAAACUUCUCCAAGAGCUAAGUUUCUAGCUGAAGUACGCCUUUCUUUACUGAAAGAUGAAAGUGGUUCCUCCGAAAAUUCUACAAAAGCUACAUUUCCAAGCUUCCAUCUCUAGAACUAUUCCUCACACACACAUAAAACCUAGUUUGGCACAGCCCCACCUCCCUUUUAUCCUAAAAGAAAACUCGGAUUCUUCCCAAGGAACCGCCUUUCUCACUUUUCAGUGUCUCGUUUGUCUAAAGGCAGCAUCCACGCCUAUUCAAGCCAAGGAAAAUACCCACGCCUCCAGCUUUAAACAAGAGAAACCAUGGGAUGUGUUGCUUCCAAGCUAGAAGAAGAACAAGAAGUGGUAUCCAUCUGUAGGGAGAGAAAACGGCUGCUAAAACUAGCCGUAGAGAGAAGAUAUGCACUUGCAGAGGCACAUUGUAGAUACUGUCAAUCUCUCUACGCUGUAGCAGCAGCUAUAAAGCUCUUUGUAGCUCGCCAUUCUUCACCAACUUCACCGUUUCUCAUCACUUUCCCUCCUCCACCACCCCCUACUGAACAAAAUGUGAUAACAAAUCCAAUGUUUCUUGAACAAGGACCAUCUGAGUCGACAACCCAUGAAGCCAUUGCCUGCGAGUCUUGUGGUUCCACAACUUCUUCAGAUUCUAGUGAGGAAGAAGAAACCAAAGAAGAAGAGGAGAGAGAGGAGCAAGGUUUUGGGUACUUUUAUAUGCAAAUGCCACCUCCUAUGCCACAGUCACCACAGGCAGAUUUUGGGUGGGAUUUCUUUAACCCAUUUGAUACAAUGAGAACAGAAAUUAUAAGUGGUUGUAGGAGAAGUUCUGAUGAUGACUUCAGAGUGGUGAGGGAAGAGGAAGGGAUCCCAGAGCUAGAGGAAGAAGUGGAUGGAGAAGAAUUAGAAGAAGAAGAUAAGAAAACUGUGGUUAUUGAGAAGAAAGGAAAAGCAGAGCUUGAGGAAAGUGCGAGUGAUGACGUUAAGGUGGUGGAUGGAGUUGCUAAUGGGAGCCAAUGUGAGCAAAAGGGGCUUACAGUUAUUGAUACACCAGAGAGAGGUAGGGAGCUAUUAGAGGCACUGAAAGAUAUUGAGGACCAUUUCGUUAGGGCUUAUGAUUCUGGCAAGGAUGUGUCACGGAUGCUAGAGGCUAAUAGAGUUUCUUUGCAAUCUGGCUUGGAUUUAAAAGAGAACUCAACAAAACUCAUUCAAGCUAUUACAUGGCAUCGGUCCACGUCUUCAUCUAAGCCUUCAUGCAAGAGUCUUGUGGCAUCCAGUUCUAAAAGUCCAUCAACUUGGACAGAAUAUAAGAAUGAUCUGUUUGAUGAGUAUGGCGGAAUGGAUUCAGGAAGCCAUUCACUGACACUUGGCAGGUUGUAUGCUUGGGAGAAGAAGCUUUAUGAAGAAAUCAAGUCUGGAGAUAGCACAUGGAAAAUUUAUGAAAGAAAAUGUUCACGACUAAGAAACCAAGAUGUCCGAGGAGAUGAUGAACUUGCGAUGGACAAGACCAGAGCUGCAGUAAAAGAUUUAUAUGCUGGGAUCUUGGUUGCAAUUCGAAGUGCUGAAUCAAUCUCAAAGAGAAUUGAAAAGCUUAGAGAUGAAGAACUGCAGCCUCAAAUAGUAGAACUCUUGAAAGGCCUAACUCACACUUGGAAGAUCAUGUUGGAAUCCCAUGAAACCCAAAACAAGAUUCUUUUUGAAGUAAAAUCUUUUGCUUGCACUGCAUAUGGAAAAUUCUGCAAUGACUCUCACCGGCUUGCGACGCUUCAACUUGAGGCUGAGAUUCACAAUUGGUGUGCAUGCUUUACCGAGUAUGUUGCAGCACAAAAAGCAUACGUUGAAGCACUCCAUGGUUGGCUAACCAAGUUCUUAGUCCCAGAAGUUGAAUUCUACUCCAGACGCAGCAGGAGUUCAGCAGCACCAUAUCGAGCGACUGGUCCACCUUUGCUUGUGAUCUGCCAUAAUUGGUUAUCUUUGAUGGAGAACUUGCCAAGUGGGUCAGUAUCAUUUGCAUUGAGAAGCUUUUCAAAGGAUGUAAGGGCUUUAUGGGCUCAGCAAGGUGAGGAACAACAACAAAAGAGGAAAGUUGACAAUCUUGCAAAACAACUUGACAGAAGAACUCUGGCAAUGCAAAAGACUGAGACCAGGUUUCUUGAAUCCAAGCUUACAGAGUUCAAAACGGAUCAGGAGUCAGAGCACCACAAUCAGCUCUUGACAGCGAAGAAAGAUCAGUUGGACAUAUUUAGGAAGAAGCUGGACAUGGAAAAGGAAAAACACCACAAGUGCAUGCAAGAAACACAGAGGAUUACAUUAAGUGGAUUUCAGACAGGAUUUUCGACAGUUUUCAAGUCCAUAACAGAGUUCUCCAAGGCUUCCAUGAAAAUGUACAAUGACCUUGUGAACUGCAGUGAGAGUGCUGGGAAACUAGAUAACCAAUCAUAUAUAGAAGGUGCUCAGUUUGAAAAAAUUGACAUUUAAAAAGCUUGAAAAUGAGUUUCAAGAAUCUAGUCUCUGGAUUGCUUGUAUAUUAUAUCAUGUUGAAGCAGCUCGCUUUGACAAAUUAAUUUCCAUUUUUAGCAAGUUUGUUACCGUGGAUUAGUAAUUGUUUACUGUGAAUUGUUGUCACAUUGCCUACAAUUUUGUUGCAAAAACUUUGAAAAUUUCCUUGUU
Molecule: messenger RNA, 2979 nt
Organism: Hevea brasiliensis (rubber tree)
Lineage: Eukaryota; Viridiplantae; Streptophyta; Magnoliopsida; Malpighiales; Euphorbiaceae
Product: protein ALTERED PHOSPHATE STARVATION RESPONSE 1-like
Exons: 4
Coding region: 619-2787 (722 amino acids)
Source: RefSeq, a predicted model, not a curated record